This is a messenger RNA of Colletes gigas, 1150 nucleotides long. Its product is annotated as transcription elongation factor, mitochondrial-like. Gene Ontology annotation, molecular function: DNA polymerase processivity factor activity. The transcript has 6 exons. The record is from RefSeq and is a predicted model, not a curated record. NCBI's taxonomy places the organism in Eukaryota, Metazoa, Arthropoda, Insecta, Hymenoptera, Colletidae. Gene Ontology annotation, biological process: transcription elongation by mitochondrial RNA polymerase; mitochondrial transcription. Gene Ontology annotation, cellular component: mitochondrial nucleoid. The coding region runs from base 317 to 1075 and encodes 252 amino acids.
GAAAACUUACUCUAACGUGAGUGGUGUUUACCAGCAUAUUUAUCCUACCACUUACAAUAUAUAUAUACCGUUUUACAUGUUAAAUAAUUUGAAAUAAUCAUUUUAUCGAAGUAUUUUACGGAAAAAUACAGAUUGAAAGCAUGAUUUAACCUAUUUCAAAUAUACUAUAAAAUAAUGAAACCAACAAAGUAAUAAUGAAGUGACAAUACUGAAACAGAAUUUGAUUUACAAGAAGAAAUUAAUAUUUUAAAAGUAGCAAAUGAAAGUAACAAAACAGAACUAACAACGAAAUUAUAUUCGAUCAUUGUAUGCUAAAAUGAUAAUAUUACGGCACAAUAUAAAUGGAACUUAUAAAUCGUUGCAGAAUUUAUUGUUAAUAGAUAAAUUUGGACACAAUGCAAUAUAUACAUACUGUACUUCGAUCAUUGCAAAGAAGUUAAAGAAAAUGUGUGCAAUUUCAGUAAGACCUUGUAUUAAGAAGCCAGAGAUUCCAGAAACAACAUUAGGAUUACAUGUUGGGCCUACCUUGAUAAGUUGGGCAUUAAUAGAUUGCAACUUGAAAGUGUUACAUUGGGACUGGAAACAGUACAAUUUGAAUUGUAGAGAUAAGAUGUAUAACUUGAUCUCAGUGGUGACAUCUGUGGUUGCAAAAAUACCCAAUUCUAGUGUUUAUGUAAUAGAAGAUUUUCAGUUUAUGAAGACAAAACAUCAAAAAAUAUUAAGUAUUCAAGAACAGUUAUCCACUUCUAUCAUGGCUUGUCUAACAUUAAGAGAUGGAAAAUACAAUACAAAGAACAUAUACGUAUUUAGACCCCAAACAACAGGACGAAUUUUUAAAUUAAUGAUUGGCGGUGAAAGCAUAUGUUCAAAAUAUAUUGUGAAUAUAACAGCAACAGACAGUGUUAUUAAGUUUAAUAACACGAAAUCAAUAAAUAUAAAUAUAGACAGUGAUACGAAAGAAAUGUAUAUACAGAUGAACAAUGCUGAUCAAGAACAAAUGAGGUUGUCUUUGUUGAAGGCCAUGUCAUUUAUAAUUCUAGUUAUAUAUCGAAAUAAUUUAAAUAUACCAUCCUAGAAAAAAUUACAAUAAGUGUUCAUAAUUUCGUAAAGGCAAUACCAAAGCCAAAGAAAACGAUUCUAUUAGAAAUUC